Helicoverpa armigera (cotton bollworm) is the source of this 1182-nucleotide messenger RNA. RefSeq names its product pancreatic triacylglycerol lipase. Bases 124 to 1122 code for a protein of 332 amino acids. The record is from RefSeq and is a predicted model, not a curated record. Gene Ontology annotation, biological process: lipid catabolic process. NCBI's taxonomy places the organism in Eukaryota, Metazoa, Arthropoda, Insecta, Lepidoptera, Noctuidae. Gene Ontology annotation, molecular function: lipase activity. The transcript has 5 exons.
CAAACGUAGGACAUUAUCGAGCCCAAUGAAUGAAGAUUUUCUUUAUUGUUUGACGUCUAUACAAGAUUAAAACUGAUUUAAAUACGCUCCUCGGUCCCCCUUUGAGUUACUCUACUGAAAACCAUGAAGGUUCUAGUAGUAUUCUGUGCUUUCGUUGCAUUGUGCGCUAGUAGCGCCAUCCCCGUGGUCCCUGGAGAUAAUAGCCACUAUGUGGAGGGGGAGAGUCGCUACAUCUGGAUGCCUGAUGGUGAAGGAGUGCCGCACUUAGUGGACCUGCACGAACCUGCCGACGAAGCACUCCUCGCCUCACGAAAUGGCGCCAACAACCAGUACUGGCUUUAUACCAGACAAAAUCCCACCAACCCUCAAAUUAUCGUCAACGGCAACGCUAACUCCAUCUGGAACUCCAACUACGUGGCCAGUCGUCCCUUGAAAGUCGUUGUUCACGGCUGGAACAGCAAUGGAAACUCUGGGAUAAACCCGCUCAUCACAUCUGCCUUCCUCGCCGUUCAGGAUGCCAAUGUCAUCGUUGUGGACUGGCGCGCUCUCGCUAACUCCAAUUACCUCAGCGCUGCCAACGGUGUCCCUGGUGUUGGCCAGUUCCUCGGAAACUUCCUCAUCUGGCUGAUCGGCACUGCUGGGGGAAACUGGAACAACGUACACUUGGUCGGCUUCAGUUUGGGGGCUCACGUCGUUGGUAAUGCUGGACGUACGACUAGCGGUCGUGUUGCUCGUAUUACAGGUUUGGAUCCUGCUGGUCCCAUAUUCGGUGGAAAUUCCAAUGCUCUGAACCCUAAUGACGGCCAAUACGUGGAAGCCAUCCACACCGACGGUGGUCUCUUGGGAAUUUUCGACCGAAGUGCCAACGCUGACUUCUACCCCAACGGAGGCAGGAACCCUCAGCCUGGUUGCUGGAUCAGUACCUGUUCUCACAGCAGAGCAUACGAUCUGUUCGCGUCCAGUGUGCGCACCAACCACUUCGUCGGCAGACUUUGCUCCAACACCAACCAAGCACAGAAUAACCAAUGUACUGGCAGCACUUUCAACAUGGGCAAUGCCAUUAUUUCCAAACGAGGAAGCGGUAUCUACGGUCUGACUACUAGCAACAACUGGCCCUACUGAACAACCUUUCGGUCGUGAUUGAAGGGUUUUAACGAUUAAAGCUUUAAUUAUUUACAACUA